Messenger RNA from Sphaeramia orbicularis (orbiculate cardinalfish), 5735 nucleotides. RefSeq names its product capping protein, Arp2/3 and myosin-I linker protein 3-like. Gene Ontology annotation, cellular component: plasma membrane; lamellipodium. The coding region runs from base 514 to 5115 and encodes 1533 amino acids. Gene Ontology annotation, molecular function: protein binding. The transcript has 40 exons. Lineage: Eukaryota; Metazoa; Chordata; Actinopteri; Kurtiformes; Apogonidae. The record is from RefSeq and is a predicted model, not a curated record. Gene Ontology annotation, biological process: cell migration; regulation of Arp2/3 complex-mediated actin nucleation.
AUGUUCAUUUCUCUUUGGAGACUGUUUGAUUCAGUUUAAUCCAAUCAGUUACAGUCAGAUGAAGUUUUCAUAAAUGAAAUGAGGGGAAUCAUAAUCCCCAGUCGCAUUAUUUGCCUCCUUUGGUUUUUCUCUGCACCCCAUCAACUUUUUUACCAUCUCUAUUGGAUUUGGAUCUGUAACUUGUCUGUGCUCUGUGCUUCAGGUAACUACAGCUGCCUCAUUAUGCCUCAGUGAUCCCCGCCCUCUUCUCCAUCACCCCUCCUUCCACCUCUGGGCCCGUCCCUCCUCCCUCCCCCCCUUUAACUCCCGUCGCUCCCACAUUCAGCCUCCCUACAUCCAAAGGGUUUGUACCAGGAAGCGCGUCGGACAGUCGGAUGCUUUGCUGGAAUGCCUGGGAGAGAGACCAGCCUUUUUGUCCGUUUCUGAGAAAGAGAGAGAGAGAGAGAGAGAGAGGGCCAGUGGGGAGGAGGAGAAGAGGAGGAGGAGGCGGGGUGGCGAUAGAGAGAAACAGACAUGGCUACUAAAGAGAUCACUGCCACUGGGUUCGUCAGUGUGAACAAGGAAAUCACAGAAAGUAUCAGGAAGAUUAUUGACAAGUCAUCUAUCAAGUUUAUUUGCGGCAUUAAGCUUGACACCAAAAACAGCAAAACAGAGGACAGAAUACUGGUUCUCACAACGUGGCGUCUCUAUUUCCUGGCGCCAAAGAUUCCCGCUAAGGUAGAAACUACAUUCAACUUCUUGGAGAUUCGGUCUUUGAAUUCCCAGCCUGACCACCAGGUUGUCAUCGACACUGACAAGUCCAGCCACUCUCUGAAGUUUGAGUCUCGGGACCAUCUUAAUCAUGUGGUCAGCCAUAUCAAUUACGCUCUGUCCCGAAUAUUCAACAACUCCAUUUUUGCCCCCUCCAUCUGCCACUCAGACAGUGACCUUUCUGAGGGAAGCAGGAAGUAUUCACCCAGCUCAGAGACCUCAGUGGAAACCCAAAGGGCCUGUGGAGGCUUCUCAGAGACCUACGCUGCUCUGUGCGACUAUAAUGGCAUCAGCUGCAAGGAGGAAGUGCAGUGGGAUGUGGACACCAUCUAUCACUCCCAGGACAACCGAGAAUUUAACCUGCUGGACUUCAGCCACCUGGAGAGCAGGGAUUUGGCAGUGAUUGUGGCUUCAAUGGCGUACAAUACCUGGUUCACUAAGCUGUACUGCAAAGACUUGCGCAUUGGGUCAGAGGUCACAGAGCAGGUUCUGCACACUGUCAGCAAAUCCUCCAGCCUAGAAGAGAUUACUCUGGAGAACGCUGGUUUAAAAUCAGAUUUUCCACAAAAGAUGUCAGCUGCUCUGUCAGAAAACCCUGCCGCUGUCAUACAUUCGCUCAACUUGGCCCACAACUCUCUGGACAAUCAAGGUGUUUCCAACCUAAUCCAGCAGGUUUGUCGCCUCAGCAAAGGACUUCGUCUCCUCAACCUCUCCAAGACCUCACUCACCUCCAAAGGAGUGGCGUCUCUCUCUCAGGCUCUCUGCUCCAGCGAUGAGUACUCCAACUCUCUCCUGCACCUGGACCUAAGCAAAAACCCAGGGGUCCUGUCGGGAGAGGAUGCCUCGAACUUGUAUCUCUUUUUGUCUCAGCCCAACUGCCUGGUCCAUUUGGAUCUGUCAGGCACAGAUUGCUGUGUGGACUCUCUAUUUGGGGCUCUUCUGAGGGGGUGUUGUGCUGAUCUCUCCUUUCUGAACCUUUCCAAAAAUUCCUUCUCCCACAGAAAAGUGAAGGACACACUGCCGCUGUUCCGUCAGUUCUUCAGCUCAGCCUUCAGCCUCACUCAUGUCAGCCUAGCCUCUAUGAAGCUGCCCCCUGAUGUUCUAAGGGCUCUGCUAACAGGGUUAACCUCCAAUCCUCAUAUCAAUGACCUUCAUCUGGACAUUAGCGGCUGUGAGCUAAGAUCUGCAGGAGCUGCUGUAAUCCAAGAACUGUUCCCCAGAGUCUCCUCUAUUGCUACUCUGGAUAUCUCAGACAAUGGUCUUGAUGCAGACUUGCUCAUGGUACUGCCGGCCCUCUCCAGACACCCCUCUCUCAAACACCUUCAUCUGGGCAAAAACUUUAACAUCAAAAACAGGGUUCUGGAUGAAGUCCUGCAGAAGUUGGUUCAGCUCAUACAGGAGGAGGAAUGUGCCCUGCAGUCUCUGUCCCUGUCUGACUCGCGCCUGCGUUCUCGGGGCACGGUGCUGGUCAACGCUCUGGGCAGCAAUACCUGCCUGAGAAAAGUGGACCUGAGCGGGAACAACAUGGAUGACAUUGGUGCCAAAAUGUUGAGCAAAGCCCUGCAGAUUAACACCACACUCAGGAGUGUGACAUGGGAUCGUAACAACACCUCCGCAACUGGAUUUCUUGAUGUGGCCCGAGCACUUGAACAUAAUUUCACCUUGCAGUACAUGCCUCUACCCCUAAGUGACAUCAGCCAGGCUUAUCGCAGCGCCCCAGAGAGGACAGAGCAGGCUCUGACCAAGAUUCAACGUGCUCUGGUCAGGAACAACCAGACUCAACGCUUUUCUCAGAGGCAGGCUCUCCGUCUGCACCAAGGCCUGGUUACAAGCACAGCUGAACAGGUGAUGGAGCGCCUCUGCGUGCGUGUCCAGCAGCAGGUGUGUUUGUUACGAGGAGUCGGUGAGAUGGAGGAGAUUCAAGCUGCUAAACAAGUGCUAAAAGAGGCCAGGAACUCCCGCGCUCUCUACCCUUCGCUGUGUGAGCUGGCUCAUGUGCUGUCUGUGGACGGGCCGGUGAGGCAGAGACUGGAUUCUCUGGCAGGUGAACUUGCCAAAGCUGCAGACAAGGAGCUGCAGGUGAUUGUUGACUCAAUGGUGGCUCUGUGUCGCGAGCUUUGUCCUUUAUCGUCUUCUGCAGCGGAGAGAUUGAGUCCUCCGCUCUCAUCUGUCUCUGAGCGGGUGUCUAUCCCUCGCUCUGCUAUUCGCACAGCCCUGAUGGAAAGAGCAGCCCAGGACAUUCACAGAGCACUGGAGGAAGUAAAGCUGUCAGUUGUUUCCUAUCUCACCAACUCCAUCGUGGACCAAAUCCUACAGGAACUCUACACCACCCAUAAAAGCCUUACCCGGCAGGUUUCUCACCUGAAACGCUGGGAGGGGACAGGUGAAGAAGGAACAAGCUGGAGAUUCAACCGACACCGGGACUCUCUGGACAUCACAGAUGAGGAGCUGGGCACCAGCAUAGAUACAAUAGCCAUUAAGAAGCGCAGCUCGAGAACAAGACGGAUACGACCUGUCUCCACCAGGCUGAGCUUGUGUGAUGACUCCAGUUCCUCUCCACCCCCAUCGGUGCCGUCGUACUCCUCACCACUAUCCCGCUCGGCCUCCUGGGAGGGUUUGUCAGAGUUACCUACACAGGGUUUACCUCUCCAUCAUGUGACGCGGGUUCGGCCAAGGCCUCCACGAAGACACAAAGGAGGACACGUCCCUGCUGAGACGCACUGCAGUGAAAAUGGAGGUGUAAGCCCUCUUGAUGACGGACUCCCAGAUUUCUAUACUAAAAGAGUCCUCCCUGAUAGUCAGCUCUCCUCUCUGCACAAAGCUCACUCACUGAGGAGGAAGAAGAGGCGAAACAUGCUGGCUAUCUUUGGGUUCCGCAAAAAUCGUACCCAAAAUGUGUCCAGUCAAGGGCCGGAUUCUGAAGCAGAGGUUUAUGGAGACGGGUGUCACACGGUUGCCACGGCACCCACAGGAACCGCAACAGAGAAUGUAUACACGCUCCUUCAGCCGCCCAGGACUGCUGUCAGAGCUGGGUCUCCAGGUGAUGCGGCGGAUGGUAAAGGUACUCUUGUUUUGAGUCCGCCACCAGUGCCGGGCCUUCCUCAUCCAGGAGCAGGAGGAAGCAAACACCCCUUUUAUUCCCCCAGAGAGAAACCUGAAGUGGAUGCUGUGUUUGACCAGCCGGUAGAGUACUGGGCAGAUGACAAACAGAGGACAACAGAGGUGCUACAAGCAGAAAAGCAAUGGAUGGAAGGGAGGCAGAGUGACCAACACAGUGACAAACAUGUAGACAGACAGUGGUUUGAUGACAGGAUACAAGAAAGUUUUGGAGAGCCAAAAACAACAGACAGACAAACGGAUCGAUACCGGACAGAGAGACAUCCAGACAGACACAUGGACCGACAGUGGACUGUUGACAGACAUACCCAACGGCAGAUUGACAGAAAGAUGGAAAGACAGUAUGGGAUUGGCGGCAGGCAGAUAGAUCGGUCAUGGUCAGAGAACAGACCAUCGGACAUCCAGGUGGACCAUCCGUGGACGGAAAGUAGACAUCCAGGUAGAAAGCCAGACAGACAAGUUCAAGCACUUCAUUUGGCUCAAAGACCACUGCCUCCAUAUCCAUCAGACCGGACACCUUCGCCAAAACAGGAAUCAGAUCCCCCGAAAAUUACAGAGACUGCCACUACGGACCGGCAUCAGAGUCAGCAAGACACGCAGGGAGAAAAACCCAUGUGCCCCAGCGCUGCUGGAGGUUUUACUGAGGGAUGGCGGAGCGGUGCAGGAGGCGGGGUUUCUGCCAGCCGAGCUGCUCCCUCAGCUGCUAAACCUGAUCCCCCACCCCAGAGCAGUAAACCUAACCUUUCCAAACUGAAGCCAAGACACCGCCUGGAGAGCUCAGACACUACACCAGGUGCAGAAGAAGAUGGAGAAACAGAGAAGGAUCUUGGAAAGAUUGAAAAGAAAGAGAGAGAGAGAAGAAAGGAUUCAGAGAGUCAACCUCCUCCAAUUCCAGAGAAGCCAAAGACAUCUGCGUAUGUGACUUUCCCUAAAGAAUCAGUCAAUGAGAGGAACUUACCUCCUCCUCCAGUGCCACCUCCUGUUCACAAACCUGUGCAUGGAUUACCAGACAGAGCUGCAAGCCAAGGUGAGGAGGGACUGAGACCUCAGGCACCGGUGAAACCACAGAGGAGCAGAAAGGCAAUGUCCUGUGACACAGGCACUGACAGGGAAAGCCCUAAUAACGUUGAGAAGCCCCCAAAUCGAAAACCCCCUGUGAAAAAACCUAGACUACCCCAAAACAGAAAUAAAUCACUGGAUCUGUCUGACAGUAUCAAUUCAGCACCUGGUCACAGCGAACUGUUGUGAUGCCGCAGAUAUUCACCUGCCGCUGUCCGGCUGAUGUGUUGCCAUGGCAGCCGUGAGCAUUUCAGGUGAAAACAAAGAAAACGGAUGAGGAAGCCAGAAGAGAUGGAGUCUAACAGUGCAACAUGACACACAACCUGAAGCAUCAGUCACUCGCUUUUGUUGAGUCACCUCCUUUAAUGUGUUGCUCACUUCCCUCCGUUCACCCCGACUGUGUUUUCUGUCUAUGCUUUUUCUCUUACGUGAAAUCCGGCUGAACUCUUUUGUGGCUACAGUAUUUGAACAGUAUUUGCUACUUUAGAAAACCCAAAUGAUCAUUGUCUUUUGUGUUGUUGGACGCAGCCAAGUGCUGGGGCCUUGUGGCUUUGCUAGACAGAAGAAAAAAAACAGUAUUUAUUAGAAUGUGAUUUCGAAUCCUGCAAUGCAUUUUUGACUGCUGAUAUAGUUGAUUGCCUUGAUUGACACUUGAAAAUGAGUUGCUUCUUAUCAAAUGAAAUUUGAUUAUUUAUAUCUAGUUUUGCUUUCAGGAACUGAAAGGUAAUAUAUUUUCUAGAAAAAAAUAAAUAUUAUGUAUGAGCACCCUCUCUGUAUGAAUAAAACCCUAAUGGAAAGCAACCUUUGAA